Messenger RNA from Hemiscyllium ocellatum (epaulette shark), 734 nucleotides. RefSeq lists its product as uncharacterized. The coding region runs from base 111 to 488 and encodes 125 amino acids. The record is from RefSeq and is a predicted model, not a curated record. NCBI's taxonomy places the organism in Eukaryota, Metazoa, Chordata, Chondrichthyes, Orectolobiformes, Hemiscylliidae. The transcript is spliced from 5 exons.
CUAGUCCCCUCCCUUGAACUGCAAAGUCAGGUUGAGGAGGAGGGCAAAGUUUGUGGGGGGGGGAAAGGGAUUGUCAAGCCCCGGGUUGCAUUGCAUUGCAUUGCAUUGCAAUGAAGCGGUCUGCAGGCAGCCUGAGCCCAGACAGGGGCAUUUUCCCUGUGAACAGCAACAUGCAGAAUGUCACAGUGCUGACAGAAUUGUCCAGGAUGGGCGAUGACCGCGACAUGGUGACCCUCCCGGAAGACCACAGGCUGCCUCCGAUCCAGCGUUCCGCCAACGAAUCGUCACCGGCGAGACAAGGCGGGGUGGCUCCAGGUUUUGCAGCUGCAGCGAUCUUCAUCAGCUUUCUCCUGGUGCUGUACGCUGUUCUGUGGAAAUGCAUGAGCUGCAAAGUGAGGAGCAGAGGCAAGGACAAUGGAAGAUCGAGGCAGAAAGAUGACCACUUGGAAGUGGAUUCCUGCUGUGACACAGGGUUCAGAGCACCUUAAUUAAGCAGCGUCUCUCUCUCUCUCUCUUGUGGACUGUGAGGUGGCAGGGGGUGACCCGGGAGCGAGCGAGAACAAAGAGUGUUUGCAUGGCCACAGACACCGCAAGUGGGAGCACAGUUACGUACCAGCUGCCUCUGCUCAGAGUACACCCUGACUGUGUUUACUGGUUCAGUCUAACGCCAGUGUCCUCCGCGAGCAGGAUGUGGCUUUCUGUGCUCAAUAAAAUGGAGGAUGGGAACGGCAAAA